AUCUUCCUCCGCUCCGCUGUAAGGGUUUACACUCUGCUCUCUUCCUCCGAAUCAAAGAAGCGGGCGGCGGCACUCUCCGAGCUCGAGCGGCGGCGUCUCCCGGCCGGCCGUGCUGAAGGAAGCUGAAUUGAAUUUGUUCCAUGGAGGACCUACCGGAGGCUCUGCUGACAGAGAUUCUCAACAGGAUCACCAGGACAAGUGAUCUCAACUCUCUUUCCCUUGUGUCAAAGCAGCUCUACAAGAUAGAGGGGAGUCAAAGGGGUGCUAUCCGUGUUGGUUCCGGUCUUUGCACUGCUGCAAGAGCACUGACAUCAUUGUGCGCCCGCUUCCCAAAUCUGCGGAAAGUGGAAAUCGAUUACUCUGGCUGGAUACCUGGACAUGGAAAGCAGCUAGACAACAAGGGCCUUCUUGUGUUUUCAUCUCACUGUUCCUCGUUGAUUGACCUCACCUUAAGCUUCUGUUCAUGCAUCGAUGACUCUGGGCUUGGUUGCUUAGCGAAUUGCAAGAAAUUGGUGUCUCUCAGGCUGAACUCCACACCACAAAUAACUUCGAUUGGGCUUUUCUCGGUUGCAGUUGGUUGCACAAGUCUAUCUGCUCUCCACCUUAUUGAUUGCGAGAAAAUCGACAGUGUAGAGUGGCUGGAAUACCUUGGUAGGGAUGGAUCGUUGGAAGAGUUUGUAGUGAAGAAUUGCAAAAGAAUCAAUCAUCAUGACUUCCUAAAGUUUGGUCCAGGAUGGAUGAAGCUCCAGAAGUUUGAGUUUGAGAGGAAAAGAGGAAAAUAUGAUAGUCUUAUAGCCGUAGGUGGUAAGGUCUAUGACUCCUCGUACGAUGCUCACAGCAUGGAUAUAUAUGAUUUUUGCUGUGAGAGUUUGAAGGAUUUAAGGUUGGCGCAUAUUAAAACUUGGCCAGAUGUAGGGCUUCGUGUUGUCCUAGGGAAGUGUAAAGCAUUGGAGAAGCUUUGCCUUGAGUAUGUUCAUGCCCUAAAUGAUAAUGACAUGAUUGCAUUAUCUCGGAGCUGCAGCAACCUUAAAAGCAUCUCACUUUGGCUCAACCUGCAGCUUUACUCUAGUGAUGUCGGCUAUUGUGAAACCAGGACGUCAUUUACAGAUAACAGCCUUUACGCUCUAGCCCUAAACUGUCGUAUGCUUCAGAUCGCAGACCUCAGCUUUACAGGAUGUUCUCGUGACUGGCCAUCAGAAAUAGGAUUCACACAAGAGGGUUUUCUGGUGCUCAUUCAGUCCUGCCCGAUUCGUGUUCUCGUGCUCAACAAUGCCAACUUCUUUGAUGACAAGGGGAUGAAGGCCCUCGCAUCCUCACCUCAUCUGGAGACACUCGAGCUUAUAUUGUGUCAUGCAGUAACUGAUGUUGGGAUGCGCUUCAUUGCGCACACCCCAUGCUUGAGUAAUCUCACACUUCGGAUGUGUCAUAACGUUACUGAUGCCGGAGUGGCUGAACUGGGAUGUGUACAUAAGUUAGAGUCUUUGGUCAUUGAGUAUUGUGGUGAGAUCUCUCUGGAAGCUGCGCAGGGUGUUGCCAAGUCGGUUCACUACUCCAAGGACUGUUCAGAUGCCCUUAUGAAGACAAUUGGUUUUGGGGCCUAUUGAUGAAGUGGCCUCCAAAAUUUUCAGUAUGAAUUUGCUGCUGAAGCCAUUAAGUUGUUCAGUGUGCAUCAUUGGAUAAGGUUGUGCAUCAUCCGACCCAGAUUCACCUCUCUGAACUUUUUGUUGCCUUCUACCUUCACUGCAAUGAUUUUCCUUUAUGGCAGUCUAGUGAUGAUCUUUUGACGGCAUCUGCUGAAUGAAACUUUAGUAGUAGGCACCACUUGUGUAUUAAUAUAAACCGUACGUAAUUCUGGUUGCUUAAGUUCUACUCUCUGUAGCCGUUUCGAAACCGGCAUAAGUAGGCCUCAAGAUUCCUUGUUUUUGCUGUGGAGGCACCAUAUGACCGUUUGGUGUUAUUUGUAUUAUUUAAGCAAAUGUCAUGGACCCUUUUUUGUUGCGCAAGUGAUUUUGAAGACAUAUAUAUCUGCCUGCUAUGUUCGCGCGGCAAUUUU
This is a messenger RNA of Triticum urartu, 2053 nucleotides long. Its product is annotated as F-box/LRR-repeat protein 14-like. Gene Ontology annotation, cellular component: SCF ubiquitin ligase complex. Gene Ontology annotation, molecular function: protein binding. Lineage: Eukaryota; Viridiplantae; Streptophyta; Magnoliopsida; Poales; Poaceae. Gene Ontology annotation, biological process: SCF-dependent proteasomal ubiquitin-dependent protein catabolic process. The record is from RefSeq and is a predicted model, not a curated record.